CUUUUUAUAAGUAGUGGAUGGAUAACGAUGAAGACUGUAUAGAUGGAAACUAAGAGAUAAUCAAAGAUAACAACAUGGUCGCACCUCAAAGACCGGCAAAAAGGGCUAAAAUCGCAGUAGCUUGUCAAAGAUGCAGAGUACGUAAAGUACGUUGUGACGGCACACGACCGACAUGUUUACAAUGUAUGAUCGGUCAAACGGAUUGUUCAUGGCCAAGCGAAGGAAGUACAAGCGCUGUGGAUGCAACAUCAUACAACAAAACAUCCAUCAAUCCUUCAGCUCAUGAUGACUUUGCAAUACCAAUACCCACUGCUCCACCAGCAUUAGCCAAUCAAACGCCUACAAUGCCAUCCGAUUUCACACCCGGUAAUGUGCCAUUGACACCUUUUGGCUAUGAAGCAGGACAGCAACACGCUCAAUACAGUGGACCAGCUCAACCGCAGAACUUCAGCCCUUCGGAUAACUCGCAUGUAGAAGAUUUCAAUAGUCUACAAUGGAUGAUGAAUCAACUAAGCGGUUCAGCUGCCUAUGAGUCAGAACAAUCUGCCCUUCAACCAAGUCCGUCAAACUCAAACACAAGUGCAGACACAACUUCUCAAUCUGCUCGUCGUCAACGUUCCUCCAGUACGCUACAGAAGCUAAGCAAUCUUUCUUGGCAAGAGCUUUAUUCAAGGGUAUAUGGAACAUAUGCCAGAUAUUUGGUGGAUGUUAACACUACGCCAACCGCAAACGGUCACGAAGAUCUGCGUGCAUCUUCUAUAGCAGGAUCAUUAAGUGAACUACACAGAUCCAAUAGUCCGGAUCAGAAAGCUCUUUCCGAUGCCGCCCAUGCUCUGGCGAUCCGCUUCCAAGGGCUAGAGGACGUAGACAUUCACAACUCACAACGCCCUCAAUUACAAAAAUGCAUCGAUGAUACUUUGCAACACGUUGGUGCAAUAUUACGCCAUCCGACCCAACAUGGCAUUCUGGCUCUAGCGAUGAUAUCCUGGCUACUGUACAUGGAAAGUGAGGUUCAAACUUCGUUCUCUUUCUGUACGAUUGCGGCAUCACAGUGUGCUUUAUUACCGGAAUCGCUACAGACACAAGCGGGAAUCAAUUCGGGAGCCUGGGUAUUGUACGACCUUAUCGGGGAGAUGAUCCUUCGAUCAGGAACGCAUACCUCAGAUCUGUGGUUGGACUUACAUCAGAAAGCCUUUGUUACACAGGAUGAUUCGGAUGAUACAUCCGCAUUGAUCUCUGCAGGCAUUGCCGUUCAAAGCGCUGCGGUGGGUAUCCAUCAACUUGUUUCUUCGGCAACCAAAGACCACAAUCCUAGCACACAUCAAUCUGAGCUUGAUUUGAAUCUCACAUCCUCACAACUUGCCAAACCGAUCUUGCAGGAGAUUGCAAACGUUUAUACAAGACUUGAUCUGCCUUUCGCGACCCUGACGUCCGAACAACUCUCACGUCUUGAUGAUAUCGAACAAGGAGCAAGUCAGGCGUACGAAGGAUUGACAGCAUCCGCACUUUUUAGUGUAUCAAACUUCACUCAACACGAUCAAACAGGUCAUGGGGCAGUAUUUUUAGCUUUGCACGUAAAGUAUGAAGCAACGAUGUGCUACAUCUAUCAACUUCGAGCAUAUUCUUUAACUGAUGAACAAGAACGUAGGGAUGCAAUCGCUACGUCGGCAAGCGCGGCAAGAUCUUUGGCAGAUGAUUUGGUUGUAGCAGAAGCGAUGGCACCUUGGGCAAUCGCAGCAAAUCCAUCUCUUGAUCGAUAUAUCUUUUUAGGAGCUUUAAGUAUUCUUAUCUCGUUUAAAAUCACAACAGGAUCUUUUAAAAUUUCACAAAAAUCAUCCAAAACUGAUGGACAUACGCCAGGAAGCAAUGCAACUUCCAAAUCAGAUUCAUCAACGAGAACACGUUUGUUGUGCAACGUUUUACGACAGAAUUUCACUGCUUGUCAUCAAGCAUUAAAAUUGCUUUCUAGAUUCUGUCUUGCAUCAAAUACGUUUUUGGAUCUAUUGGAUGGAAUAACAAAGGAAGAGCAUGUUUGAUCAAUUUUUUGUAUUUUAGGAAUUGUACCAAAAACAAAUGAAUGAAAUUUUGUA
Meira miltonrushii is the source of this 2090-nucleotide messenger RNA. RefSeq lists its product as uncharacterized. The transcript has a single exon. NCBI's taxonomy places the organism in Eukaryota, Fungi, Basidiomycota, Exobasidiomycetes, Exobasidiales, Brachybasidiaceae. The record is from RefSeq and is a predicted model, not a curated record. Gene Ontology annotation, biological process: regulation of DNA-templated transcription. Gene Ontology annotation, molecular function: zinc ion binding; DNA-binding transcription factor activity, RNA polymerase II-specific. The coding region runs from base 75 to 2036 and encodes 653 amino acids.